ACUACAGACCCACAGAGAUCUGAACUACAGACCCACAGAGAUCUGAACUACAGACCCAUUGAGAUCUGAACUACAGACCCACUGAGAUCUGAACUACAGACCCACAGAGAUCUGAACUACAGACCCACUGAGAUCUGAACUACAGACCCACAGAGAUCUGAACUACAGACCCACUGAGAUCUGAAGUACAGACCCACAGAGAUCUGAACUACAGACCCACUGAGACCUGAACUACAGACCCACAGAGAUCUGAACUACAGACCCACAGAGAUCUGAACUACAGACCCACGUAGAUCUGAACUACAGACCCACAGAGAUCUGAACUACAGACCCACUGAGAUCUGAACUACAGACCCACAGAGAUCUGAACUACAGACCCACAGAGAUCUGAACUACAGACCCACUGAGAUCUGAACUACAGACCCACAGAGAUCUGAACUACAGACCCACAGAUAGUUGAGAGCAAUGAGAAAAAUAAUAUUUACUGCUUACAAUGACAUGCCCCUCACCCCUGCCUGUUUGCAUUGUGUAAUCAUGUGACCUGGGACACCCCACAUCACCCCCCCCUCCCCCGUUCCUGAACUCAGCAUGCUAAUCUCCUGCAGAUGUGUGGAAGGGGGAUGGGGGGAGCAUGGUUGGGAAAACCUAUGGGGAGUACAUCAGAACCAGGAAAUAUAAUUUUUUUGCUCAACAGACAUGCUCAGUUGUGUCCUUGGUCACAUGCCUACAUGACGUGUACAACGAGGAUAGCGCAGACAUAGGCGAAAAUAAAUAAUAAAUAAAAAAUUAAUAUGUGUGGAAAAAAGAUUUACCUCUAGUGAUAAGUAAUUUUUCUUCCUAAUGCACAGAGUUAACAUCAGUAUUUGAGUGGAAGCAUUUUAUUUUUGUUGUCAAAAAUGAAUGGAGCCCAAUGGGGAAACUGGCUUUUUGAGCGAAAUCAUAGAUAUCUGCAGGGGGGUGACAUUACAUCCGUUGCUGAGGUUGAGAACCGAAAGUUGGCCCUUUCAGAGGGACCCAUGCAGGUCAUGUGCGUAAAAUUCCGUGCCACUUCCACCGUCGGUGGCACAAAAGCACCACUUCAAAUGAGCAAUUUGCAAAUAAUUAUUACAGAUGUACCCUUACAUCCAAUACACACCAAAGUUGGUUUGGAUGGUAUUUGGAUAAGGUUUGCAGUCCAUGACAAAGUAGCCCCAAUGCACUAAAGCUCACUCUCGUUGCUUGGCCCCCAACAUCGCUGCUUGCAGCUAUAUUUAUUUAUUUUAUUGUAAUAACACGCAUAACUGAACAUUACAUUAACAAAGAGCUAGAUCACAAAAAUACUUCAUUAUACAUGAAAUAAAAUCAAACAUGGACAAUAACAUAAGGCACUUUACAGAUUCUUUUUUAUUGAAAUUAAUAACAGAAAAAUAAUCCACAUGAAUCUGCACUCUCUGCUCAGCCUGCUCUGCUCAGCCUGGCCUCAGUCUAACACCACACCUCCUGCAGCUGUGGGCUGAACCAGGAAGUCACUCCCACUCUCUCUGUCACGCAGUUUCAGAGAAACGAAACUUAACUCUGUCUCUGUCAGUGUGAGCAGUAAAAUGGCUGAAGCCAGUAUCUCAGUGGAUCAGGACCAGUUCAGCUGCCCGAUCUGUCUGGAUUUACUGAAGGAUCCAGUGGCUAUUCCUUGCGGACACAGUUACUGUAUGGGUUGUAUUAAGGGCUGCUGGGAUCAGGAUGAUCAUACUGGUGCCUACAGCUGUCCCCAGUGCAGACAGACCUUCACUCCAAGGCCUGUUUUGAGAAAAAACACCAUGCUGGCUGAAGUGGUGGAGAAACUGAAGAAGACAGGACUCCAAGCUGCUCCUCCUGCUCACUGUUACGCUGGACCGGGAGACGUGGCGUGUGAUGUCUGCACUGGGAGAAAGCGCAAAGCUGUGAAGUCCUGUCUGGUGUGUCUGGCCUCUUACUGUGAAAGUCACCUCCAGCCUCACUAUGAAUCUCCUGCCUUUAAGAAGCACAAACUGGUCAAAGCCACUGGAAACCUGCAGGAGAAGAUCUGCUCUCAUCAUGACAAAAUUCUGGAGGUUUACUGUCGUACCGAUCAGCAGUGUAUCUGUUAUCUGUGUACGAUGGAUGAACACAGAGGCCAUGAUACAGUCUCAGCUGCAGCAGAAAGGACUGAGAAACAGAAGCAGCUGGGGGUGACACAGAGUAAAUUCCAGCAGAGAAUCCAGGAGAGAGAGAAGGAGCUGCAGGAUCUGCGACAGGCUGUGCAGUCACUCAAGUGCUCUGCACAGGCAGCAGUGGAGGACAGUGAGAGGAUCUUUACUGAGCUGAUCCACUCCAUUGAGAGAAGGCGCUCUGAGGUGAAAGAGCUGAUCAGAGAUCAGGAGAAGGCUGAAGUGAGUCGGGCUGAAGGACUCCUGGAGCAACUGGAGCAGGAGAUUGCUGAGCUGAGGAGGAGAGACGCUGAGCUGGAGCAGCUUUCACACACAGAGGAUCACAUCCACUUCCUCCAGAGCUGUCAGUCUCUCUGUGCCCCUCCUGGACCUGAAGACUUACCCAGCAUCACUGUCAGUCCACACGUCUCUUUUGAGGCUGUGAGGAAAUCUGUCUCUGAACUGAAAGAGCGACUGGAGGACGUCUGCCAGGUGGAAUUAGUGAAGAUUUCUAUAAAAGUGGAAGAAGUCCAUAAUGAGCCCAGGACCAGAGAGGACUUCUUACAAUAUUCCUGCCAGCUCACACUGGACCCAAACACUGUGCAUAAACGCCUCCGUCUGUCUGAGGGGAACAGAGAGGUGACCUGGGUGGGACAGAUCCAGCCAUAUCCUGAUCAUCCAGAGAGAUUUGACUGUUGGGAGCAAGUGCUGUGCAGAGAGGGUCUGUCUGGACGUUGUUACUGUGAGGCUGAGUGGAGUGGGGAUGAGGUUUAUAUAGCAGUGUCAUAUAAAGAGAUCAGCAGGAAAGGGCGGGGUGGUGACAGUGCUCUGGAAUGGAAUAACAAGUCCUGGAGUUUAUGCCGCUCUGGCUCCAGUUACUCUUUCUGGCACGAUUCUGAGUGCACUGAAAUCCCUGUCCCCUCUUCCUCCAGAAUAGGAGUGUACCUGGAUCACAGGGCAGGAACUCUGUCCUUCUACAGCGUCUCUGACACAAUGACCCUCCUGCACAGAGUCCAGACCACAUUCACUCAGCCCCUCUAUCCUGCGUUUAGGGUUCGGAGAGUUGGAUCUUCUGUAAAACUGUGUGAUCUGGGAUGAGGCAGCAAGUGAAGGGAAGAUCAGCUCUAAUUAAAGGGAGGGGAAAACACUCAAAUGCGACAGAAAAUGAGUUAAAUUAAAUUAAAUAUUGAACUUUAAAAGAUUAACUGGUUGAAAUAAAAAUGGAAUCCAGACCACAUUCACUCAGCCCCUCUAUCCUGGGUUUGGUGUUCGUACUAUUGGAUCCUCUGUAAAACUGUGUGAUUUGGGAUGAGGCAGAGAGUGAAGGGAAGAUCCGUUGUAAUUAAAGAGGGAAAAACACUCAAAUUACAUUACAUUUAUUUGGCAGAUGCUUUUAUCCAAAGCGAUGCACAAAAAGUGCAUUUCAUGGUCAUAGACAACUGCUAAACACAGGUUCAGUAAGGUACAAUACUUAUUUUGUACAGCUAUUUCUAGCCAAGAACACAGUUCACACAGUGAACACUAUUCUGACCUAACCUCUGCAAAGCCAACUAGGCAGAAGAAUAAGCUACAGUAUUAGGACAAAUACAAAUUACCAAAAAGUGCUGGGAUGGGGCAACAUGUAACAAGUGUCAUGAAAAGGGUUUUUUUAAAUUUUUUUUUUAAAGAGUGAAAUAUACAGCGUGGUGGUGGUUAGUCUAGGUAUAGUCUGAAGAGAUGAGUCUUCAGGCCACGGCGGAAGAUGGGUAGUGAGGGGGAGGUUCGGAGAGGGACGGGGAGUUCGUUCCACCACUGGGGAGCUAGGGUGGAGAAGCUCUGUGAUCCCUUUGGGCGAGUGGGAGGGGUUACAAGGCGCCCUGCUGCCACUGAGCGGAGUGGUCGAGCAGGCACAUAGAAUCGAGUCAUGUCCUGCAAGUAGAUGGGGGCUGUCCUGUUGGCAGCAGUGUAGGCAAGGGUCAGGGCUUUGAACCGGAUCCUGGCGGCGACUGGUAGCCAGUGGAGUGAUCGCAGCAAAUGAGACAGAACAUGAUUUAAAUUAAAUUAAAGAUUAGCCAUCAAAUGAUUAAAUCAAUGAAAUACAAACAGAAAAAACUUCAGGUCUUGGUCACACCAUUCAGGCAGGCACUCUUAUGCUUGUGUCCCAGUGCACAGUAUGCAUGAGUGCGCUGUAAAAUUUCAGUUCUAACUGGGAUCACAUGCCAUCUGAGCCCAUUUUACACUGAACAUUUUACUGCAUAAACGAUCUCCAACCUGAUUGAAUUAUAAAUGGGUUAAUAAAGAAAUCACUUUGUUUGUUUUGUUUUUUACAUUUGUUUGUUACCAACUGGUAUAACAGCAUGAUUUCAUUUUUAAUUUUUGUGAUUUGUUGGGGGUGUGAAGCAGAAAACACUCGGUCAUUUGAGACAGAAAAUGAAAUAAAAGUGCUGAAUUCAUAAAAAA
Anguilla rostrata (American eel) is the source of this 4580-nucleotide messenger RNA. RefSeq names its product tripartite motif-containing protein 16-like. The record is from RefSeq and is a predicted model, not a curated record. The coding region runs from base 1581 to 3239 and encodes 552 amino acids. Gene Ontology annotation, molecular function: zinc ion binding; protein binding. The transcript has 7 exons. NCBI's taxonomy places the organism in Eukaryota, Metazoa, Chordata, Actinopteri, Anguilliformes, Anguillidae.